Molecule: messenger RNA, 2863 nt
Organism: Pygocentrus nattereri (red-bellied piranha)
Lineage: Eukaryota; Metazoa; Chordata; Actinopteri; Characiformes; Serrasalmidae
Gene: spice1
Product: spindle and centriole associated protein 1
Exons: 16
Coding region: 113-2500 (795 amino acids)
Biological process (GO): metaphase chromosome alignment; mitotic spindle assembly; regulation of centriole replication
Cellular component (GO): centrosome; centriole; spindle
Source: RefSeq, a predicted model, not a curated record
UUAAAAAAUCAGUCGCUCUCUUCACGGUUGUCGUCUGAUUAACAGUUUUUCGUGGGUUCUCAGACACUACAGAGAAAAUUGGACAGGGCAGUCGCUUAUUUGCAUUCACAAGAUGUCGUUUGUGAGGAUUAACCGACGACCAGGGCGAACUAAGAAAGUUCCCAAGAAAGAAUGGGUGAGCACAGUCACUGACCUCUCGGUUCAUAAAGCUACCCCAGAGGAUUUGUCCAGACGUCAUGAGAUGCACAAGUCCCACAACAAGGUGCUGGCGCAGUGGGAGCUGAGAGAGAGAGGCUUAAAGCGGAUGCAGAAAAAGACCCAGCCGGCAAGCCCUCCUGGAUUAGAUCAGGCCAGGCUCAGGAUCAUCAGAGAGGUGUUGUCAGAUCAGUGCCAGCUGCAAGAUGUUCUUGCACGGUCUGACAAAGCCAUGGCGGUGGUGAAAGAUCUGUUUGGUGAUGCCCCUCGUAGACAGACUGGGUUUCCUAAUGUUACCAUGGCACCUGACUGUGACUCUGAUUCGGAGCUCCCUGUUCUGCAGAAACCGGAUCCGCCCACACAGCUCUCACUGCUCAGCCAAUCCAUGAUGGACCAACAGGCCUUAAAUGAAUUUGAGGACUCUGCAGCAGAGCAUGGGGAGGAUGAUCAGGACACCUCAGUCAGCUUUAACAGUGAAAUGUGCAGGCCAAAGAGGAAAACGUGUAAAGUUAAGCCUCCUCAGUGGACUACAGACCAGCAAUUGCAGCAGAACCUUCCUCAGACUCCUUGUAAUACAGCAGGAUCAGAUGAACAAGCAGCUCUGAAUGCAACAGUGGCUGUGGAGCGUUUAAAAUCAAGGCAGUCUGAGUCAGACACAAUACAGUCCAACCCUCUGGUUACUCAGGUCCUCAAUCCUGAACCUUCAUCCUCUCAUUCAGGUGGUAAAAGCAAGUGUUCCAGGACAACCAGAAGAUGCUCUCCAGGAACCUCUGGACUGGAUGGGUCUGGGAUCAGCUCUCAGAGUGCGAACCAGUCCAGUCUAGAGCUUUUGCAGGACAUGCUGGGUCAGGUGGAAACAGAGCUGGCCUAUCUGGAACCACAGGGGCUUCUUAGCUCAUCUCAGCCAUCUAAUCAGCAUCGGGGCCUCACUGGCUUCUCUGUUGCAUUGGUGGCCACUCUGGGACGCAUUGCCAGUCACAUUAGACGACGGGAGGAGGAAGCUCAAAAAGACGCACAAGUGAGAAGGAGUCUGCAGGAGGAGGUGAGGGAGCAGAGGGCUCUGAUUGAUGCCCUCUCAGCUGAGUGCCUCUCACUGAGAGAGGAGACCGCCGCACUACAGGAGAGUCUCCAAGAACGGACAACAGAACUAGAGGAGCGUCUGGACAUGGUGAUCCUUGGGCUGGGAGAUUUGGGAAGUGGAAAAGAAGAGGGAGAAUUAGAACCACAAGAUGGUGCAGUGCCAAGAACUGAGGCUAAGCCUCUUCACGCUGAACGACUCCCACAGAAGCAGGCCUUGGAUUCUCCUGCUGUUUUGCUCUCCCCUCCACGCCAAAGAGACAGCAGAGCACCCCCUGCAGCAGCACGCUCCCUCUCUUUGCACUUUGAGGGUUCCCGUUCAACAGCCAGCGUUGGGUCGCCAGAGGACGCUGAGGCCCGCUGUACUCCUUCCUCCUUCAUCAGUCUGCCCGAUAGUGUUUUGCCACGUCCAGUCUCACUGCUGGACCAGCCAGCCCAGUAUGCAGGGCUGCGGCAGAUCACAGAGUUGACCAGUCAGAAUGCGGUGAUUCAGGCUCAGCUGGGCCAGUUCUGUCCUCCUCACACUGGAGCUUCAGUGUCCAGAGAGCUGGGCACAGACAGGCUGUCCCCUGUCAACACUAAAGACGGACAACUGUCGCCCUCUACUGUACAACAGCCAACGCAACAGUGUGUGGGUGCAGCUGACUCCUCAGUGAGGCUGAUGGAUGAGAGGCUGCAAGAGCUGAACAGACAGAGUGCAGCAGCAAAGGCGAAACUGCUGGAGCUGAUAGAGCAGCAGAAACGGACCACCUCCCUCAGUGUCUCUCCCUCAAUCUCUCCUAUACCUCCACAGUCAGUCAGCCCUAACACAGAUGCUAUAAGGCUGGCUCGGGGAUCAUGUGUGUUUGUGUCUGAGAGAGGUCAUCCCUCUAGCACAGCCAGCAGAAGGUCAGCAGGAGCAGUUUCUCCACAAAGUGAAGAGGGAGGAGAAAGGCGUGCCAUUAAUACACAGGUACACAUACACGCAUUUUAUCGCAUAAUACUGUGGGUUAAUGUCAUGUCUUUCCACCAUCUGACUUACCACUCAGCUAUGGCUACCUGGUGUGAUCCAGUCAAGCGUUACGGAAAUAUACAAACUCUCAAAACAAACGUAAAAUGUAAAAAUACCCAUCAAUGGCAGAAACACAGCAAAAGUGCAAAAAGGUGCAAAUGUUUUGGUCAGUCUUUUCUCUAUGUAAGCAAUAAUACUCCACCUCUUUUUUUUUUUUUUUUUUUUCUCUCUCAGUAAAGGUUGGCCUUUGUAAGACGGGGAAAAUUACUUGCAUCUCUCAUAUGGUAACCAUGGUGACUACAGCACUAGUACAGUUAACGUUUGCCUAGGAUUCUAUGUCUUUUAUAUUUGGGGGAGGAAACUAAGUGACAGGAUGAGGGCCUCCCCCAAAAACUAAUUUCAUUUGGCUGAAACAAGUGUGAUCCUCAUGUCACAGCCACAAAACCUGAAAACUUUUCAAAUUGGAGGCAGGCAGUCAUGAGCUUUUUAAGGAUGCUUGUAGGAGAAACCUUGAGUCCUGCUGAUCUAGGUCUCCAACAGUGCAUUUUCUGCUCUAAUUAUUUCUAAAGAAAGAACAAAAAUGCAAUGACUGUGAUGAUG